AUGGACUUGAACCUGCCGUGGGCACUGAUCUCUUCCAUCCAGAAGCGCUGGAUCUCGGAGAAGAUGAACAUGGGCCAGGAUCAGGGAGGCAUCGUGGAGAAGGAGGACCCCUUCCUGAAGAUCCUGGAAGCCAACCGGGAGCGCCUUUCGACCAAGUUGCCCGGGCAGGUGGGCAGCAACGCGGGCACUCCUGUGAACUCCCAUUCGGCACGGCCGAUGCUUGACCUCGGUGCCUUCGAUGAGCAGAUCACGGCGGCCGCAUACCGUGCCAUCUACCCACUGCACGAGGAGAUGAUCUCCCAGCUCACAGCCGCGAAGGAAGAUCUGGCCAGGAAGCUGGAGAACAGCCAGGAGGCGGUCUCCCAGAGGAUGGACUUCUCCCAGGUCACCAUGCUGCAGACCGUCAACGCUUGCCAGGUGCUGUUGCACAAGCUGGAUUCCGCACAGGAGGCCAUGCUCCAGAAGGUGGAUGCGCAAAAGGCAAGCAUGGAUCAGCUCUCGACUUCGUACGCCAGCCUGCACGGCUUCAUCACAGGCGUGCAGGACAGCACCAAGCAGGCCUUGGUGGACACCGUCAACACGUCCUCCAACGUAUUGUUGCAGAAGCUGGACGCCACGCAGCAGGACCUCCUGAAGCAGUCCCAUGAGUCCCAUGUGCUUUUGCAGGGUGUUGCGACGACGCAGACCUCGAUGGCUGAGAAGUUUGCAGAUGGUCACGAAGUCACGAACCGUCACCUCCUGGAGAUUGAUGGCACCCUCAGGCGCAAGAUGACAGAGCUGGAGGACUCAGUCACCAAUUGCUGCACUGCAUCCUCUGAGAAGCUGCUAAGCUCCCUCCGCGAAGACAUGAGCACGCUCACAGACCAGGGAUCUGCCAUCAUCGAGAAGGUGAAGCAAUCUGCCGCGGUCCAGGAAGAGCGGGUCUCGGAUGUCCGAAGGCACAGCAUGAUGAUCAUGGACAUCCUGACCGGAACGCAGGAGACAAUCCACAACAGUUUGGAGUGCAUUCAGAACUUCACGAGGGCGGAGCUCAUGCGGGACCCUGCUGCUCAGCUGGAGACCUCCAUGCGAGAGGUGUUGGUGCGUCAGAUGGGCAAGCUGAAAGAGGCCUUGCUGGGUGAGGACACAGGGAGUGACGCCUUGAACCUGAAGGACUUGGUGUCAGGCCUCACCAACCGCCUCGAGGCCAGCGCUGAGCGCCUGGAGCUUUGCCAGGCCAACGCCCCAGCAGCUGUGGAUGUGGAGGAGGCCAUAAGACGGGAGUUGGAGGCCGUGGUUCUGGCGCUUGCCUCGCAGCAGCGCGACAGUGGCCAGCCCAAUCUCAGGCAGCUCGGUGAGCUCCUGCGCGGGGAGCUGGGCAUGCUCAAGGACGCGCAGUCCGCCUCCGCCGCGUCUCUGCAGGAGAAGGUCGGCGAGUGGACCAGCGCGGUCACCGAGAACAUGAGCCGCUUCGAGUCUGGCCUGGAGAAGGUCUUGCAGAGCGUCGAGCUCGAUAAAGAGAAGGCCGAGAAGGCAGCAGCCUCGGCGGGAUCGCGCCGCAAGAGCCAGAACAGCGAGAGGUGA
Molecule: messenger RNA, 1563 nt
Organism: Symbiodinium natans
Lineage: Eukaryota; Dinophyceae; Suessiales; Symbiodiniaceae
Source: the annotation of a GenBank genome assembly